Messenger RNA from Phaeoacremonium minimum UCRPA7, 864 nucleotides. RefSeq names its product putative fructose-bisphosphate aldolase protein. Gene Ontology annotation, biological process: carbohydrate metabolic process. The transcript has a single exon. NCBI's taxonomy places the organism in Eukaryota, Fungi, Ascomycota, Sordariomycetes, Togniniales, Togniniaceae. The coding region runs from base 1 to 864 and encodes 287 amino acids. The record is from RefSeq and is a predicted model, not a curated record. Gene Ontology annotation, molecular function: aldehyde-lyase activity; zinc ion binding.
AUGGCUCCGGACCUAUCCAAGAACCGCUCAAUGGCGAUCCUCAACGCCGCCCUCGAGGGCGGGUAUGCAGUGCCAGGCAUGUGCUGUUACAACAUAGAGAGCAUCAUCGCCACGGUGCGGGCCGCCGAGGCUGCUCGCUCCCCCGCCAUGGUGUUGCUGUUCCCCUGGGCCAUCGAGUACGCUGGCGACUCGCUCGUACGUGCCGCCGCCGACGCCUGCCACAACGCCAAGGUGCCCAUGUCACUACACUUGGACCACUGCCAGACGCCCGAGCUGGUGCGAAGAGCUGCGGACAUCGAGGGCGGUUUCGACAGCAUCAUGUGCGACAUGAGCCACUACGAGAAGGAGGAGAACCUGGCGCUCACCCGCGAGCUUGUCCAGUACUGUCAUGAGCGCGGGAUUGCCACUGAGGCCGAGCCCGGCCGUAUCGAGGGUGGAGAAGACGGUGUUGCCGAGACAGUAGACCUAGAGGGUGUUCUAACGACGCCUGAGCAAGCAGAGGAAUUCGUUGCCACUGGGAUCGAGAUGUUGGCGCCAGCCUUCGGAAACGUGCAUGGCAACUACGGCCCGAGAGGAAUUCAGCUCGAGUAUGAUCGCUUAGAGUCGAUCAACAAGACGGUGGGAGGCAAAGUCAGGCUGGUGCUGCACGGCGCAGACCCUUUCACCGAGGAGAUCUUCCAGAAAUGUAUUAAGGCCGGUGUUACCAAGGUCAACAUCAACAAGGGCAUGAACAAGCACUAUGCGGCUGUGCAGGAGGAAAUGCGAGGAAAGCCACUUACGAGUGUCAUCGAAGCCGGCACGAAAAAAAUGCAGGACGCCAUUGAGGAGUAUAUGCGCCAACUGGGAAGCGCUGGGAAAGCAUGA